Molecule: messenger RNA, 5350 nt
Organism: Pocillopora meandrina
Lineage: Eukaryota; Metazoa; Cnidaria; Anthozoa; Scleractinia; Pocilloporidae
Source: the annotation of a GenBank genome assembly
AUGAAUUUGGAUUAUUCCAGACUUGGAGCUCAGGUACACUGUAAGUGUCUAUAGAGUUUAAUAUGCAUACAGCUGUAAGUGAUAAGGUACGUUUCAGAUAAGCAAGCCACAAAUGAAUCUGUUAUAUGCAGAUCUGAGAGUGCUGCAGAAACCGUAACUACUGAAAAGAGCUUACAUGCAACCAUGUGUACUUUGACAUGAGGUGUACAUUGUCAGUGGAAACUGUUCAAGAUGUAGAGUACAUGUACAUGCAAAGAUCUUUGAGCUGAUUUUCUACAAGGUAAAUUAUUUUAACUUACUAUCCACUUUGUAUUACACGAGUUUACUUAUUUACAAAACUGUUGCAGGAGGCAGAUUGCAUUCAACAGCUCAACAAGGCUGAUCCUCUCCAUGUUUCCAGAACUGUCCAUUUGUUUGUAAGUCAUGAAUGUACAAUCCUUUUUGAGUACUGAAUCACAUGAAACAAAAUAUCUGCUUGUUGUUAAAUAGGACUGAUUUUAUACAGUCACUGUAAGUAUCACUCCACCUUUUUGAUACCAUAUGAAAAAUCAUGAAAAGAGAAGAAACUGACCCUACUGAAGGACAAUUGCUCAACAGUAUUAAACACCACUGGCUUUAACUGACGAGGCAAUUCAACCAAUGACCUUGGAUUGAGAAUGGUGAAUACUUUGCCUUUCAUCCAUCAACUUGACAGAGUGGUGCAAACUAGGUUUUUUGCAUGUCAACACUUAGUUGGCAGUAUCAAACAUGCAUAAAAAAUUAUUGUAAUUUACUUGUAUGCAGUUACAGCUUUUCUUGUAAAACACUGCAGUUUUAAUAUAAUGAUUUCCAAUUGGUUCUUUGUUUUACAAUAAUUGUAACAUAGCACUGAUAUAUUUGGUACAUGAGUACAAGAAUGUAUUCUAUGUAGAGGACCACAGUUCACUGACCUUGCAUUUUUGCCAAUUUGACAUAUUUGCUUGUGGAUUUUUAGAAUGUUUUCAGUUUUGAGGGCCAUUACUGCUUGGUUUUUGAGCUGUUGAGACCUCGGCCACUCCAUCAAUACUUUCAGGUUGGUUAAAUUUUAAACAGUUUAAUUUAGUAUUAUCAACUGAGUUGGUAACGUAAAUUGGCCUCUGUUAAGAGUUUCAAAGCUGAUGUUUCAAGCAUUAGCCCUUUGUCAAAGGGAAUGGUGAAGUGCUAACAUUCAAAAUGUCAGCUUUGAAACUCUCAAUGGUGGCUAAUUUAUGUUAUCAAUUCAGUUAAUAAUACCAAAUUACCUUGUCAUACUCUCCCACUGAUACAGUACCACAGUUUGCUUUAGAAAUUUACUGGCUUUAUUGAAUUAUAAACAUGCUGUUAAGGAAUCCAUUGAGCUUUCCCUUUAAAUCAAUUGUUGUACUUUGUAGUUGUAUCUCUACUGAUGUAAGUAAUUUAUAUUUUAAAUCAUCUUCUUUACAGAAAUGUCAGUUUGAUAACGAGGUAAGAGUGAUUAAUGUAUUACCAUCUGUGCAUUGUAUGUUUUCAUUGUUAAAUUGAUUGUCAUCUUUGUUAACAACAUGAUUGAUUUAAUAUACAUAUUUUUGGUAAGAUCAUCAUCUAACCAUGUACAUUCUGUAAUAUCAGUCACUCAACAGUGUUUUCUUGAUUUUGUUUACUAACAGGAUGACAAACUGAAAUUCAUCAGGAAAAUAACUUUUCAAGUGAGCAAACCUUUUUUUUAAUUCUUAUAAAUACUUUUGAUUUAGUAGAAAUGAAGAUGAAACUUGUUAUGCGUCAAAUUUAUUGAAAUCAAAAUAAUAGUUGUUUUUUUUUUAUCUAAUAAAUUGAUGUGGUUAUUUGCUUGUAGCUCUUACAAGCUCUUGGAUUCCUAAGGAGGUAAGAUUAUCAAUAGGUGUUCUUCUUAGACUCUCUAGAAUUACUCAUCUGUACCCACAAGUGGCUUCAUUUUAUUUCAUUGUUAAGGGAAUCUUCUCUUGCCCAUCUUUUGGUGAUGCCACCAUGUUGUUGCAGGUUGGAAGUGGGAUGUUUAUUCUGCAUUUUGGCAAAUAAAAGGGGAUCUUUUUCAAAGGAGAGUGAUCAUUUGAGAGGAGGGACUGAUUUCAGGAUUUUAUGUGCUUUGAUCUCAUUCAACUUUCCAUAUGAAUCCACAGACAGAAUGUCAUCCAUGCUGACUUGAAACCAGAAAACAUUCUUUUUGAAGAAGGUGAAGUGGGGUGUUUGCAACAAAUUGUCAAAAAAUUUGAUUUAACUUAAUGGACUUAAAAAGUCUUCCUUUUUAAAGAUAGUUGUAAUAUUUUGAUCUGGUUAAAUAUAAAUAACAGCUGUACAUAGCAUUUUGUAAGAAAAACAGACCAACAUUUUAUACAGAUUCUGAAGAUACGCAAUAUAGUGGUCAGUGAAAGACUACUUUGAUGAAUACUCAGAGUUCAUAUCAGCUACAAUUAUUUGCCUAACAAAAAACAUCAUGAAUAUACCAUCCCAUUUUUGUUUCUGUCAUCAUGAUGGUGACUGGAUGCCUUGUAUAGGGCCCCAUGUCUUAGUUGCAAACAUUUUGAUGCAUGGGAGCAGUAGGUUUGGAAUUUAUGGACUAAACCUUUUAUGGACGUAAGAUCAGUAGCACAGUACAUAUGAACAAUAGCGUAACAUGCAAGAAAAAUACAAAAUAUUUAUAAAGGAAUCAAAAACCUCUUGAAACUCUUUAUUUAGAGAAUAUAUUACAGUUCUUUCAAUUAUUGCUUUAUUUUGGGACAUUUCGGUUAAUUUCCAGCAAUUUCUCUAUUACCCAUGAUGCAUUGCGACCCCACCCAUUUUCAUUUGCAUGAUCUCUUUCACGUGUACCAGGCUUGUUACAUAGCAAAAAGCUUCUAGAAGCUUCUAGGGUGGUUACAAAGCUGUUGUUUUUCCUUCGAUUGCACGUAGCCGAGUGAAAUGGUGGUCGAAGUGGUCGAGAGUUUUCGAAGUGACGCGCGGCUGUUUUCGCUUUCUUCCCUCAAUGUAACCUGAAACCCUGAACGAAAUGUUUCAAAACGUUUGGGAUUUAGAAAAACGCUUCUUGUUCCCUCAAUUUGUUAUAUUUUCUCGUGAAAAUGAGCAGUUAGCUUCGUUAUGAGAUGAGAAUGACACCGCAGGAAAUUAACAUGUUUGGUCCAACGCCGGCAGUACUGCGGAUGGCUUACAUUUGGCAUUGCAUCCUUUAUUUACGGAAAGACGCGGUAUGUUUCAUAGUGUUUGGGAAUCAAACAUUUGCUUCAUUCUCAAGAUUGAAAUACGCAAAGUCGCCAAAACUUUCAGGACUGGCUCUUUAGAAGAUGAGAAUUCCAUUGUAACAAGUGUUUUACUAUCACGGCAUUCUAUGCCGCCGAGGGGAAUACCUUUCUCCUGAUUUCAUGGACUGAAACAUGGAGCGUGAUGCUUGUACACUUGAACAAAAAGUGCUAUUUUUCCCUAAGGAUAGUCUGUCUUUCAAAUUUGUACAUAUACAUCUGAAAUCUCUGAUUUAUUGUGAUAUUUUAGGUGAUUUUUUCCGUUGAUAUCUUCUGCGAGAAACACAAGAAAUUUUAAGAUAAUGAUAAUUUUGUGUAUGGGAAUGUUACGCGUGACGCCCUAAAUUAUGCAUAUUUUUGGAAAAAUUAAAUUUGUAAAAAAAUGAGAAUUCAAUAAAAAUCCAUGAUAUUAUGCAAAGUUGUAGAGUAUUAUGUCUUUUUUAUUUGUGCCAAGUCUCGGCAUUGUAGCUGGAAAAGUAAGAGAGAUAUUUUUGUUUAUGUUUGCUUCUCUGUGUUUGUGCACGUGAACUGUGCUACUGAUCUAACCUUUUUUACAUUGCUGACAGCCAACCUCCAUUGAGAGAUCUGGUUGUUAAUACACUGUAAUAAAACAACUUUUUGUACACUUAACAAUUUUAGUCACAGACCUGAAGGUGAACAGUGGUGGAUAUUUACCUCACUGCUUCGCAGCUUGGUGAAUAUCCACCACUUUCACUGACACUGACAGAAGGGAAUAAAUUUGUUAGUAUAUACCACAUAGAUACCAAAAAAUUAGUUUAUUUCUUUCAAUAUACCAAAAACUGGUCAGAAAUCAAACUCUUACAAUGUGAUUUUGUCUCACAGGCUGCAUGGAGGUGAAUAGUACUUAGUAUUCACUGAAUGGAACCAGCCAAUCAGCACAUGCAAAAAGCACUAUUUACUUGUUUGGUGUGUACUAAAAUUGUUUAUUAUAUUAACAAACUGUAGGUGACGAAACCAAGAUAAAAGUUGUUGACUUUGGAAAUGCAAUUCACUGGGUUCAUAGAGAGGUACAUGUAAUUUCUAUUAUUUGGUGAUUUUAGUGACUUAAUUUUAAAUGUGUGCAGCUAGAUGCAUCAGAAUUGUUGUACUGCAGACUUUAUGAACCCUUUACACCCUAACAUCAAUAUGCAUAUUCUCUAUACUGCCAUCUAUGCCAUUUUGAUCACCAUGACAAGUGAAAAUAUAUUUGGUGACUUUUGCCAACAUUUUAGUCAUUUUAACAUUUUAGUUAAUUGGUGACUAACAGAUAAGAAAAAAGAAAAAAGAGGCAGCCAAAAAUUUUUAAAUGGCGACCAUUUUAAAUUUGAAGGUUGCCAAAAGGCAACUCUUUGGAAAAAUGAGCUUGGAGCUCUGUCAGCCACCAUUAGUAAUGACAUGAUAAAUGUUCAAAAUAUUUAAUUUAAUUCUUAUUUUCUUCUGUUUAAUUCUGUCAGGUUUCCUUGUAUUAUGAUGAGUUUGAACUACAAACUUUACUUUACAGAGCUCCUGAGGUAAAGUAAAGAUAUUGCUGUUUUCAUGAAUUGGGAGACAAAAUUAAUUUUACAUGUAGGUUACAUGCAUGCAACUCCAGUGUUUUCCUAAUCAAUCCAAGGGAAAUAAAGCGAGAUUAAACUAUUUUAUUUGGACUUGCAUGAACUGAAGUACUCUAUGAAAGAUGAUCAGUAAAGUUCUGCAGUUUUGUGUUUCAUAAAACAACUUAAUGUGGUUGGCCUGUUGCAGAUGGAAAAUUCUGUUCUGUGGUGACUAUCAUCUCAAGCAAUGUAUCAGAAAACAUAUUUAAAUUCACACAAUUAUUUUACCAUGAUUGUAUCUCAGGUGCAAAUAGAUGGGGGAUGUACAUAUUAGGGCCGUUUUUAAGUGGUUGUUGGACACUUGAAUUUUAAAGUUCAGUCUGUGGAAGAAGGUCCCACUAAAUGUUGUUUAAUAAUGCAAUGAGGUACAGUGUCCUCCACUUGAUAAUGUUGAUGGCAGUCAGUUGAAACUGAAAGCACUGUGUCAAUUCUUUCCAGGUGAUGUUUGGUGUUCCCUUUGGCCCUGAGAUUGACAUUUGGUCUUUGGGAUGCAUUGUAGCUGAGGUUGGUUAA